Zea mays is the source of this 1214-nucleotide messenger RNA. Its product is annotated as predicted GPI-anchored protein 58. The transcript has 2 exons. NCBI's taxonomy places the organism in Eukaryota, Viridiplantae, Streptophyta, Magnoliopsida, Poales, Poaceae. The record is from RefSeq and is a predicted model, not a curated record. Bases 109 to 810 code for a protein of 233 amino acids.
UUUCCAUUCCCACCCCUAGCCGCCACCAGCCAUUUUCCAGCAGCCCUUCUUCCCCACGGCAGUAGCUUCUCCCUCACGCGCAGCAGGAAGCUCGGCUCCCUUCCUCCCAUGGCGCCCAGGCCUGCUCCUCCCCUCGGCCAGCCAUGGUGCGGUGCCCCCUGCCCCUCUUCUUCUUCCUCCAGCAGCAGACCACCAGCGCCCCUUCUUCCGUCUCUGUUCCUGGCACAGCGCGCAGGGAGCCGUGCUCCCCUCCAUGGCGAGCAGCAAGCUGGCGCCCCUGCUCCUUCUUCCUCGGCGCUGAAGCUCCUCCCUGGCGUCCAUGGCGCCGGCGUAUCUCCAGCUCGUCCCUCUCCUCCCCUCUGUUUUCCUGUGCGUGCGCAGAGCUUCCAUGGCCGGCGCCCCAAGCUCCAGCCCUUCCCUGCUCCUUGCUGGCGAGCAGCGCAGCAACUCACCCAUGGAUGGCGCCCAGAAAACUCCAGCCGGCUCCCCUCUUCCUCCUCCCCUAUUUCUUCCUCAAGCCAGCAGGCCAUUCCCUCUGCAGUCCAGAGCGCGACGAGCUUCUCUCGCCCCUGCCAGCAGCACGCCAUGGCCGGAUCUGCCCCCUCCAUGGGCGUCCCUUGCUAUUCCCUGCGCCCAGCUCUCUCUAUCCAGCACGCCCCAUUUUCUUCCAUGGAAAAACCAGCAGCGAGCCCCCUCCUCGCUGUCCUCCGUGGUGCCCGCCGGCUGUUCGAGAAAUUGUGCAGCAAGCCGCAUGCUGCCGGCUCGCUGUUUGGUGGAGCCAUUGGACAGCACGCCGUGAUGCCGCCGUGAGUUCACUGUUUUUGCGCAGCCCCGAACAUCGACGUCGUUCACCUCGGUGAGACCGCGACGCUCCUUGUUUGGUUCCGCAUCGAUGUUAUUGUCAUACGAUUAAUUGUGUAUGUGUGCUGUUUUAUUUUUGUGGAGGAGAGAACCACGUGUUUUGCGUGGAGAAGAAGGCAAGCCGCUCGACGCUCGUCGAUGUGUGGAGCAAUGCACAAAGCCGAAUCGCCAUCGUCCUCACAAACACCGUUUGGUUUUGUUUAUGGACCGAGAGAUGAUGAUCGAGCUAGUGAUGUGGUGCCAACCACAAGGUGCAGUUGGUGGACGACCUGAAGAAUGAUGGACAUAACUAGUAGAUGCUCGCCAAGCGAGUACCCUCCCCCAGCAAACACUAUCUAAGUGUUAAAUUAAAG